Notothenia coriiceps (black rockcod) is the source of this 3812-nucleotide messenger RNA. Its product is annotated as arf-GAP with GTPase, ANK repeat and PH domain-containing protein 1-like. The transcript is spliced from 2 exons. Gene Ontology annotation, biological process: activation of GTPase activity. The annotation marks the transcript as partial. NCBI's taxonomy places the organism in Eukaryota, Metazoa, Chordata, Actinopteri, Perciformes, Nototheniidae. The record is from RefSeq and is a predicted model, not a curated record. Gene Ontology annotation, molecular function: GTPase activity; protein binding; GTPase activator activity.
UAUCACUGACACCCCCCCUCUUUCCCCCCAGGGAGGAGCGUGAGCGGUGGAUCCGAGCCAAGUACGAGCAGCGGGUGUUCGUGGCGGCGCUGCCCUGCGUCUCAGAUCUGACUCUGGGUCAGCAGCUGCUCAGAGCGGCUGCAGAGGAGGACCUGCCCUCCGUCGUGCUGCUGCUCGCUCACGGGUCCCGAUCGCAGGUCAACGAGACGUGCGGAGACGGAGACGGACGCAACGCGCUGCACCUGGCGUCCAGGAAGGGGAACGUGGUCAUCACGCAGCUGCUGCUCUGGUACGGCGUGGACCUGAAUGCGAGGGACGCUCACGGUAACUCAGCGAUGGCGUACGCACGGCAGGCGAGCAGCCAGGAGUGCGUGGACGUGCUCCUCCAGUACGGAUGUCCUGACGAGCGCUACCCUCUGAUGGCCACGCCCAACCUGCCGCGAAGAAACAACAACCGCAACAACAACACCACCGCGCUCAUAUGACCACUGAGAACAAACUGGGAGAUAUAAAUAUAAUCACGUGACCCUCAUCAUACCUCAUCGUUAAUUUAAGGACGACAUAUCGAAGCGAAGGAGAAGGAAAAGACGCCUUCAACGGUUUUAUUCCACGAGUUCUGUGAAGCCUUUUUAUGUUGUGUGAAGAUAUCUCAAUGUUUAAAAUAAAAUAUCAGAAGAAGAAGAAGUGAUAGAUCGCAUGUGCUACACUCUCUCCUCCUCGUUUAAUUUAAGCCCCGCCCCCCUGGAUUGUGUAUAUUGUAUAUCUCGAUGUUCUGGACCGAUCGUUCAGACGUCAACGUGGGGAGGGGGUUCUGUUUCACAAAGCUAUGGCUCAGGGACCGGAGAUCUUCCACUCCUGUCGUUUCCCCAGCACCCUAACGCCAGGUUUACCUCGUUUUCACACAUUUCAGUCCAACAAACGUACAAGUCUUUCUCGGUAAUGAAACGCCUUUUCUAGGGCUGGACGAUAUAUCUUUCAUUUAAUCUACAACGAUGCAGGUUUUUUGGGCUAUAAUUUAGCAUUUCAUUGGAUUAUUUGGCCGAUGACAGAAACAUCAACCAUGGCCCCACAAUCACCUCUUAUUGCUGUGAGGUGUAAAGACAGUGCAUCUAGGGGUGUGAGGCUCAUGACGUGGAGGAAUGUGUUUUAUCGUUCAGGGUGGGGCUUUUCUCUGUAUUUGUUGGAUUUAUCUGCAUUUUCUGAGCUGUGAGCGUCUUAAACCUGGCUUUGGUUCACAUCCUGGUUGAAUAUUUAUCUCAAACCAUCCCUGAAGUGAUUUUAUUUGUGUUUUAACGUGUAGACAGUGGGAAAAGAAAAGGAAGCGGCUGCACGGGGCGAUAAGGGAACUUUAAUCUGCUUCUUCUUCAGGUGUUUUUAUAUAAUCUGCUGUAAUCUCAGACAAAUCACAAUGACGGGAGGUUUGGUUUCAUCCUUCGGUUUCAUUUAAACACGUAAUUCACAUUUUUAGAGAGGAAAUAGUGACUUAGGUGAUAUAAGUAACAUCUGUACAAAUCUGUCUAUAAAGUUAUGUGAAUGUUUCCCGUCCAAUCAGCAGGCUCCCUGCUCUGCUCAGCGAAUCACAAAGAAGGGCUUCUUCUUCUCUGGUGUGGAAACCUUGUUGUAAAUAGUCUUCCUCCGUCACUUCCUGUCCAUUAGAGACGACAGGAAGUACUUACUGUCGCCUGAACGCAGUGAUUUACUCUGAAGUGUUUGAGAACACCAGCAUGGACUGAAUGUGUGAAACUCCUCCAGGACAGGAAGUUAAACUAAGCAGGUAAACAAAAACCAGUGGCUCCCAGUCUGAGUCAGCAACCAAUCAGAAUUAAGACAAGUUUGAGGUUGAUCUUUGGGUCAAAACCAAGUCUGAAUCAGGUCACAUUUUGGGAGAAGACAGAGUCCAAAUGUGGUCAAUUUGUGACUCAAAACCAAGUCUAAAUUUGGUCAAACUUUUGGGAGAAAACCAAGUCCGAACGCAGUCAAGUUUGACUUAAAACCAAGUUGGUAUUUGGUCACAUCUUGAAUAGAGAAAAAGGGUAAAAAACCAAGCCUACAUUUUGGUCAUUUGUUUUGGAAAGAGUCCACUUUUUUGGGAGAAGAACAAGUCCUGAUGUGGUCAAGUUUUGAGUCGUAACCAAGUCAGAACGUGGACACAUUUUGAGUCUAGAGUGAAUCCCAAUUCGGCCAAAUUUCGAGGAAAGAAUGAGUACAGAUUUGGGUCAAAACCAAGUCUUAAAGUUGGUCAAACUUUUGGGAGAAAACCAAGUCCGAACGCAGUCAAGUUUGACUUAAAACCAAGUUUGUAUUUGGUUACCCUGUGGGAGAAGACAGAGUCUGAACUUGGUCACAUCUGGAGUCAAGACUGAGUCUGGACCAAUGAAACCCAAACAACCGUUAGAUUGGGAACCACUGGUUUAAAGAUCCAAUUGCAAUGAAUGGUUGCAGGUUAAGUUCAGGUGUUGUCCCGUGUUGACAGAGUUGUAAAGACACACCUGGUUUUGUAUAUCUGACUGAGCGUUGACUUCUUUUGGUCGCUGGACGCAGAACAGUCGACUGAACGCUAACCGAUCAGGAUUGUCGGGAUGAAGAGUCCUCGAUGUUUUUGUGAUGAUGAUUUUUAUCCCUUGACUCUUCGCUCUAUUUUACCGUUUGGUCCUCAAAUGUUAGCGUAAAGGUUGAGGAGCGGCUCUCAACCCGACUGUGUAUACAAGCAAUAUCCAUUUUCACGUGAAUCACCGUUACUUCGUACGCCGACAUCGCUGCAAUAUCGCCAUUAAACCACAAACACUCUGUAUAAAUGAAAACGCUAAAACAUGAAUUUCUACACCUGCCUUUACGUUCCUAACUUCGUCCGUUUGUUCGUGCCAUUCAUCGCAAAGAUGGCGUUUAACUUCCCGUAAAUCGUGAUUUUAUUUAAUGUUUUUAUAUCCGACUCGUCCGGCGACAGGAAAAAGACAUCCUUUUAUUUAUGACAGAAAUGCACUAAAUCUGAUUCAGUCCGUUUUUCCACUACAGCUUUCUCUUUCUUGUAUCGUCUUGAAUUUUUCUCUAAGCUCUCGACCAGAAUAUCAAAACUGACGCUAAAGCUAGGAAGCAGCUAGCUAACGGAGAGAAAUGUAUUAUAUCUGCUUUAAACUGCUAGUAAUCACAGAAACUGCUGAGUCAUGAACAAACUAGCUUAGCAAUCUGCCUAUAUAUUGUCAUCGUAGCACAGAGUCAUCUGUUGCUGAAGCUAACUGCUACGUACGAUUGCCCCGAUGGCACAUUAUUAAAAAAAAGCCCCAAAUAUGGCCCAUUUGUCCGCUGACCCAUAGAGCGUAAAUCAUCGUAAAGAUGGCCAUUUAUGUUCAAGCUAACGGGCUAGCGCACACAAACAAACUAUCGGUCAAAUUGGACUAUUGUGGUUUCGGGCCAUCGGUACAAACUUCCGAUAUAUGUUAGCAUAGUGAAGCUAACACUACUUGCCUGUUUUAACGCGCCUUUUUCUCGUCAAAACGAAACGAAACAUCCUGUGAAGCUCCAGUUGCAGCUAGCUAACCGUUAGCUACUCUCGCGGUAUAUUUACUAGCAUGGAUGUUACGAGCUAUUCGCUAGCUGCCUGCAGACAACGCUAAUAUCUCCACCUCACGUGUACAUAGACUUCAAAACUACAAAACCAAUAAACUCGGUAUGGUCAGCGUUUGGUUGUUUUUCCUCGUGUAGCCUUUAAGCCCCGAAAUUAUUUAUAAAUGCCCCCCUCUCCUUUGUUUUUGUAUAUUUUCCUCCGAGUCCAUCCAGGUUUUCGUCGUUUUGUUUUACCAUCCAGACUCUUGUUG